CAUGGGCUCGGAGAUGGAACCGCUGCUCCUGGCCUGGAGCUAUUUUAGGCGCAGGAAGUUCCAGCUCUGCGCCGAUCUAUGCACGCAGAUGCUGGAGAAGUCCCCUUAUGACCAGGCAGCUUGGAUUUUAAAGGCACGAGCACUCACUGAAAUGGUAUACGUUGAUGAAAUUGACGUAGAUCGGGAAGGAAUUGCAGAAAUGAUACUGGAUGAGAAUGCCAUUGCUCAAGUUCCACGCCCUGGAACAUCUUUGAAACUCCCUGGAACGAAUCAGACAGGAGUACCUAGUCCAGCCGUCAGGCCAAUCACUCAAGCUGGAAGACCCAUCACAGGUUUCCUCAGACCCAGCACGCAAAGUGGAAGGCCAGGCACCAUGGAGCAGGCCAUCAGAACACCCAGGGCCGCCUACACAGCUCGCCCUGUGACCAGCUCGUCCGGGAGAUUCGUCAGGCUGGGAACGGCUUCCAUGCUUACAAGUCCUGAUGGACCUUUUAUAAAUUUAUCUAGACUCAAUUUAAUGAAAUAUGCCCAGAAACCUAAAUUGGCAAAGGCUUUGUUUGAGUAUAUCUUUCAUCAUGAAAAUGAUGUUAAGACUGCUUUGGAGCUGGCUGCCCUUUGCACAGAGCACUCUCAGUAUAAGGACUGGUGGUGGAAAGUGCAGGUUGGAAAAUGUCACUACAGGUUAGGAAUGUAUCGUGAAGCAGAAAAACAGUUUAAAUCAGCCCUGAAACAGCAGGAAAUGAUAGAUACGUUUCUCUACUUGGCAAAAGUUUACAUCUCAUUGGAUCAACCUGUGACUGCUUUAAACCUUUUCAAACAAGGCUUAGAUAAAUUUCCGGGAGAAGUAACCCUACUUUGUGGAGUUGCCAGGAUCCAUGAGGAAAUGAACGAUAUCUCAUCAGCUGCUGAAUACUACAAAGAAGUUUUGAAACAGGACAAUACUCACAUGGAAGCCAUCGCAUGCAUCGGAAGCAACCACUUUUAUUCUGAUCAACCGGAAAUAGCUCUCCGGUUUUACAGGCGACUCCUGCAGAUGGGGGUUUAUAACUGCCAGCUUUUUAACAAUCUGGGGCUCUGUUGCUUCUAUGCCCAGCAGUACGAUAUGACUCUGACCUCAUUUGAACGUGCCCUUUCUCUGGCUGAAAAUGAAGAGGAGGCAGCUGAUGUCUGGUACAACUUGGGACAUGUCGCUGUGGGAAUAGGAGAUACGAGUUUGGCCCAUCAGUGCUUCAGGCUGGCUCUGGUCAACAACAAUAACCACGCUGAGGCCUAUAACAACCUGGCGGUGCUGGAGAUGCGGAAGGGCCAUGUGGAGCAGGCAAGAGCUCUGUUACAGACUGCGUCAUCGUUAGCACCCCAUAUGUAUGAGCCACAUUUUAAUUUAGCAACAAUCUCUGAUAAGAUUGGAGAUCUACAGAGAAGCUAUGUUGCUGCUCGUAAGUCUGAAGAAGCAUUUCCAGAUCACGUGGAUACACAACAUUUAAUUAAGCAAUUGAAGCACCACUUUGCUAUGCUCUGAUUGUUCCUCAGACCAAAUAUAUAUAUUUUUAGGAUGGGGCAUUAUAUGAGAGAGGACCCCUCCCCCCAAAAUAAGGCAUUAUCUUCUAGGGGGCGGGUCCCUUGUAGUACAGGCUUCUCCCACCAGGUGAGUGUUCCAGGAACUCACCUGUAUCAGUGUAUCUGCUGAUGUGAGAGGCUGCGUUUGGCUUCAGUGAGUUUUGUUCCAAGAGUCUUUCAGUGCAUUUGCUCAUUUCAUGAUGGGGAAUUUAGGAGCGCACCUGCCCACACUGCGCUGAGUGUUCAGCAGUUUUUGACCAAAAACGGCAUUGACCCCUGGGUUCCACCCUUACUGUUCACCUGAUCUCACUUUGAGUGACCUUUUUUUCUGUUUCCCUGGAGGAAAAUAGUCCUCAGAGGCAAACAUUUUGCCUAUGUGGAAGAGGUGAAACAAAAACCAGCAGAAGCACUAAAAUGCAUCGAAAUCAACGUGUUCAAAAACUGUUUUGAGCAGGGAAAAAAAUGCCUCGAUAGGUGUAUUGGAUCAAAUGUAGAGCACUUUGAAGGUGACUGAAGUUUAAAAAUGUAAGAAUAAAUACACAAUUUUUAAUAAGUAAAUUCUGAUUUUGGGGGGUCCCCCCUUAUAUAAUUGUAUAAGGGAAAAAAUAGUGUAUGUGUAAACAUAUAUGUAUGUAAUACAAACUUGUGCUUGAUAUUAGUGAAGAUGACAUGAGGGAGUUUAAAUAAGGAUAUAAAUUAAAACUUUUAUAAUAACUUUAUAAUAUUAUAAAAGACAGGAUUUCUGCAUUUGUAAGUAGAUCAUGAAGGGUCUUCCCACAUUAUAUGGUAGAUGUUUGUUUAUAAUGUUUAUAAAACAUUUUUAUGAAUUUCUUCACAUUUUUAUACAUACAUAUUUUUAAUGUUCUUAAGCUUGCCCUUAACUAUCAUGUAGCUUAAGAGACCUG
Pteronotus mesoamericanus is the source of this 2462-nucleotide messenger RNA. It is a transcript of the gene TTC8, whose product is annotated as tetratricopeptide repeat domain 8. NCBI's taxonomy places the organism in Eukaryota, Metazoa, Chordata, Mammalia, Chiroptera, Mormoopidae. Gene Ontology annotation, biological process: non-motile cilium assembly. Gene Ontology annotation, molecular function: protein binding. Gene Ontology annotation, cellular component: ciliary basal body; BBSome; non-motile cilium. The coding region runs from base 2 to 1519 and encodes 505 amino acids. The record is from RefSeq and is a predicted model, not a curated record. The transcript has 14 exons.